CACAAGCUGUUCCAUUAAUAUUAGCUGGACGUGAUGUAAUUGGAAUUGGUAAAACUGGUAGCGGUAAAACUGCCGCUUUCUUAUGGCCACUUAUUAUUCAUAUUAUGGAUCAACCGGAAUUAAAACUGGGUGAUGGUCCUAUCGGUGUGAUAUGUGCACCGACAAGAGAAUUAGCAUUACAAAUCUAUAGUGAAGCUAAAAAGUUAGCCAAAGUAUACAAUUUAACCGUUGUCUGUGCCUAUGGUGGUGGAAGUUUGUGGGAACAACAAAAAGCUUGUGAAGCUGGAUGUGAAAUUCUAGUUUGCACACCGGGUAGAUUAAUUGAUAUUGUGAAAAAGAAAUCAACUAAUUUACGUCGAGUUACAUAUCUUGUAUUUGAUGAAGCUGAUAAAAUGUUCAAUUUAGGGUUUGAACCUCAGGUUCGUUCAAUUGCCAAUCAUGUAAGACCUGAUCGACAAACUCUUCUCUUCAGUGCCACAUUUAAACGUCGACUUGAACGAUUGGCCAGAGAUAUUCUACUUGAUCCUGUUCGUAUUAUACAAGGUGAAUUAGGCGAGGCUAAUGAAGACAUAACUCAACAUGUUGAGAUUUUCGAUAAAAUCGAACAGAAAUGGGAUUGGUUAACACGCAAUUUAGUCAGAUUAACCACUGAGGGAAGUGUACUUAUUUUUGUGACACGUAAAGUUCACAGUGAAGAGGUUGCACAAAAGUUGAAGUCACGUGACUUAAAGGUUCUUCUCAUCCAUGGAGAUAUGCAUCAAUCCGACCGUAAUACUGUGAUACAAGCAUUCAAACGGCAAGAAGCUCCUAUCUUAGUGGCUACCGAUGUUGCAUCACGUGGUUUGGAUAUACCUAGUAUACAUAAUGUAAUCAAUUAUGAAGUUGCACGAGAUAUUGACACACAUACUCAUCGAAUUGGUAGAACUGGUCGUGCAGGGGCAAAAGGAACAGCUUAUACAUUAUUUGUUGCUGGAAAAGAUCCAGUUGAUUUUGCAGCGUGUUUAGUUCAGCAUUUGGAAUCCGGUUCACAAACAGUUCCACAAAGACUUCUUGACAUCGCUCUAAAGUGUACUUGGUUCGCAAAUAAUCGAUCUUCGCUUAACAGUGGAAACAACGGUUGUAUUAGACCAAGUGGUGGAUUUGAACCUCGACAACCUCGUGCCAGACCAGGAUUAGGUUUAUCAUCCGAUAGCAGUGAAUCAAAUUAUUAUCCACGUAGUGGUCCGGCAGCUGCAGCAGCGGCAGGUGAAGGAGCUGAAUUAAUUCGUCCAGGUGGUUUACAAGCAGAUCGAUUUUCUGCCAUGAAAGCAGCGUUUUCAGCUCAAUAUAAUCGAAGAUUUGUAUCGGCUGGUGUUGAAGCUAGUAGAUAUACACAUCCAGAAAUGUUGAAAUCAUCAAAUACAACUGAUAGACCUCAACUUGCAGACAGUUUUAUUGUUCAAAGUAGUAACUCAGAAGAAUCCCAAUGUCCGCAACAACUUCGAUCAUCUCUAGUUACACCACAAAAUGUACAAACGGAUCCUAAGCAAAAACGUUCGAGAUGGGAUUAAAUGAUAUUUGUGUAAAGACGUUUUCCAAUUCUAAACGCAUUUUUUUCAUUGUUACUUCACAGCUUGUAACUUUCAUACAUACGUAUAUGUACACACACAACGCAAUAAAAGUUUUAAUCAUUUGA
Messenger RNA from Schistosoma spindalis, 1675 nucleotides. The record is from the annotation of a GenBank genome assembly. NCBI's taxonomy places the organism in Eukaryota, Metazoa, Platyhelminthes, Trematoda, Strigeidida, Schistosomatidae.